Messenger RNA from Trifolium pratense (red clover), 1485 nucleotides. Its product is annotated as heat shock factor protein HSF24-like. Bases 520 to 1290 code for a protein of 256 amino acids. The transcript is spliced from 2 exons. The record is from RefSeq and is a predicted model, not a curated record. Gene Ontology annotation, molecular function: RNA polymerase II cis-regulatory region sequence-specific DNA binding; DNA-binding transcription factor activity. Gene Ontology annotation, biological process: regulation of transcription by RNA polymerase II. NCBI's taxonomy places the organism in Eukaryota, Viridiplantae, Streptophyta, Magnoliopsida, Fabales, Fabaceae. Gene Ontology annotation, cellular component: nucleus.
UUUAUUUAUUAUUUUAUUAUAAAUAGAAGAGUCCCGUGCAAGAAUUUUAGAUUCCAGAAGCAUAGUUUUAUAAAUUUAUCACUCUAUUGACCUUUCCUUUCUCUUUGUUCUCUCUUUAGAAGUUAUGGUAUUUUUUGUCAAUUUUAUUCAUUUCAAUAAGCUUUGGAUUCAUGGAUUUUAAUCAAUCCAAUAACAAUAAACCUUCUUUUUGCUCCUCUUUUCAUUCUCAUUUUUUUCUCUUUGGUUUUUAUUGUUGGGAUUGGGAAUUCUUAACAGCUCUUCUUCUUUUCAGUUUUUUUUCUUCCUAAGCUUUUUCAAUUCUUUGUUACCAUAUUACAUAUACCCUUUUCUUUAUUUUUCUUUUAAUAAGAAAAAAAUAGAUAUAUACACAUAGUUACACACCCUUUUUCUUUUAUUUUAACCUUGUAUAAAUACAUCAAAGUUUAUAAAGAAAAAUAAAUUUUUAUUUAUUUAGUAGAUAAUUUGUGAAUUAGGUGAAGGGUAGAUCGGGAAGAAAAAAUGUCGCAACGGUCGGCGCCGGCGCCGUUUUUGAGCAAGACAUAUGAGAUGGUGGAUGAUCCUCUCACUGAUGAUGUGAUUUCUUGGAGUGAAAAUGGUAACACUUUUGUUGUGUUGAAACAUGCUGAAUUUGCUAGGGAUUUGCUUCCAAAGUAUUUUAAGCACAACAAUUUCUCAAGCUUUGUUCGCCAACUCAACACCUAUGGGUUUCGAAAAAUUGUUCCUGACAAAUGGGAAUUCGCCAACGAGAAUUUCAAGCGAGGACAAAGGGAGCUAUUGGCAACAAUCAAGCGCCGGAAGACCCUAUCACCGAUGAUUGGAAGACCCAUUGGCGUCGGACUGAACUCAACGUCAAACUCUGGUGGCGAAGACUUGGGUUCAACUUCAACUGGAUCGGUGGAACGAAAUACCUAUUUCGCUGACCUAUCAAGCGAGAACGAGAAACUAAAAAAGGACAACGAGAAAUUGAGCGUUGAAUUGGCACUUGCGAAGAAGCAGUGCGACGAGUUGGUAGCUUUUCUUCAAAAUGUUACUAAUGUAUCGCCCGACCAAAUUAACCGCAUCAUUCGGCAAGGAACAAGUGGGUCCAGCCUUGAUGGGGUGCAUUUCUAUGAAGACUUGAAUGCGGCACCGGUAGGUGAAGGUAAAUGUGAGGGUUUGAAACUAUUUGGUGUUAAGAUUGACAUGGCUAAUGCUAAGGGUGAUUGUCGCAAGAGAGGGCAUGAAGACUCAAUUGGUAGUGCCAACAAGAAGUUGAAAACUGUUGUUUAGGACAUAUGAUAAGGUUGUUUCAGUAUUUUUAAGAACUUUUAGUUUGAACAAUUGGUCAAUAUUGAUGCAAAGAUAGUAGUUGUUAACUGGAUAUUUUGUAGUUUGGUUUUUGGUGGUACAUUUUAAAAAUGUAUGACUUUUAUACAGCUAUGAAUGGAUCCUUUUAUGGAUCUGCUUAUAGGAAUUAUUUUCUUA